Molecule: messenger RNA, 2768 nt
Organism: Elaeis guineensis (African oil palm)
Lineage: Eukaryota; Viridiplantae; Streptophyta; Magnoliopsida; Arecales; Arecaceae
Product: putative pentatricopeptide repeat-containing protein At1g69350, mitochondrial
Biological process (GO): RNA modification
Molecular function (GO): protein binding; RNA binding
Source: RefSeq, a predicted model, not a curated record
GCAGCUCUCGCGCGCUCAUCCAAACUUCACUUUGGAGAAUGCGCUUCUCUCAUACUCUCCUCUUGGGCCCCAUCACCCGAUCGUCACCGUCCAUCCCGUGCACAUCAUUCCCGCCAUUCCAAUUAGACCACGCGGCAUCCUACGUCCACGACCUCAUCCUACGGUCCCGAUCGCUCCCCGAAGCGAAGCAGGCCCACGCCCAGGCCGCCGUCCGCGGCCUCCUCCGCUGCCAUCUCCCCUCCGCCGCCGCCCUCCUACUCGCUUACUCCACCUACCGCGACCUUCCCUCCUCCCGCCGCCUCUUCGAAGAGAGCCCCCUCCGCCAAGGUGCCGCCUUCUUAUGGAACGCUCUUUCCCGCGCCCUCUCCACCGCCGGCCUCCCCACCCACGCCCUUGCCGUCUACAACCGCAUGCUCCGCCACGGCGUUCGCCCCGACGACCGCACCUUCCCCUUCGCUCUCACUGCCGCCGCCGCCGCCGCCGCCGCCCGGAAGGGAAGGGAGCUCCAUGGCUCCGUCGUGAAACUAGGUUUCGAGGCCGACCUCUUCGUCGGUAAUUGUCUCUUGUCGUUUUAUGGCGCCUUCAUGUCCUUAUGCAACGCUCAACAGAUGUUCGAUGAAAUGCACCACCGAGAUAUCGUCUCCUGGAACUCCAUCAUUUCGUUGUCUUCCGCUAACGGAUUAAUCUCAGAUGCGAUGUAUUGGUUCCUGGAGUUAAAAAGGUCGGGCCUUGGGGUGAAUGCAGUCACUUUAGUUAGUGUUCUGCCGGCUUGUGCUGCGGCGCAAGAUGAGAUUUUUGGGAAGGGAAUUCAUGGGCAUGCGAUAAAGGUUGGUUUGGAUUCAGUAGUUACUGUAGGUAAUGCGUUUGUUGAUAUGUAUGGCAAGUGUGGGGACUCAAAGUAUUCAAUGCGAGCUUUUCAUAUCAUGCCAGAGAAAAAUAAUGUUUCUUGGAACUCUGUCAUCGGUAGUCUUGUUCAUGUUGGUCGUUUUGGAGAUGCGUUGUGGAUGUUCAGGGAGAUGGUAGCCAAUAAGGUGAAACCAAACUCUGUCACUAUAGCCAGUCUAUUACCUGCAUUGGUUGAGUUGGGCUCUUUCCAAUCGGGGAGAGAGGUUCAUGGGUAUAGUUUAAGGACUGGUAUGGAUUCUGAUGUCUUUGUAGCUAAUUCCUUGGUGGAUAUGUAUGCAAAAUCUGGAUGUUUGAAGAAAGGGUCGGACAUUUUCUGCAGAAUGGACAGGAAUGUGGUUUCAUGGAAUGCAAUGAUUGCUAAUCUUGCACAAAAUGGAGCUGAAUUAGAAGCCGUUGCUCUAGUUAGAGAAAUGCAGGUUGGUGGGGAAUGUCCGAAUUCUAUUACAUUUACUAAUGUUCUUCCAGCAUGUGCUAGAAUGGCUUCUCUGAGGAAAGGGAAGGAGAUCCAUGCUAGGUCGAUCCGUUUUGGCUUGUCGUCUGACUUGUUUUUGUUAAAUGCUUUGAUUGAUAUGUAUGCCAAAUGUGGAAGAUUGAAGCUUGCUAGAAAUGUUUUUGAUGUGUCAGAGAGAGAUGAAGUGUCUUACAAUACCUUAAUAGUGGGUUAUUCUCAGAGUUCUUGGUGCUCAGAAGCUGUGCAGCUAUUUUUGGAAAUGAGAUUUGCAGGUUUUGAGUAUGAUGUUGUCUCCUUAAUGGGUGUCCUUUCAGCGUGUGGUAAUCUAUCUGCACUCAAGCGGGGAAAGGAGGUCCACUGCUUGACAGUGAGGAAACUGUUCUACAACCAUCUCUUUGUGGCAAACUCACUGUUGUAUUUGUACAUCAAAUGUGGAAGGAUCAAUCUUGCAAGGAAGAUUUUUGAUAGGAUGUUAAAUAGGGAUGUUGCUUCAUGGAAUUCCAUGAUUUUGGGAUAUGGAAUGCAAGGUGAAUUGGAGAUAGCAAUCAAAUUGUUUGACUUGAUGAAGGAUGAAGGCAUGGAGUAUGACCAUGUUUCUUACAUUGCGGUCUUAUCAGCUUGCAGCCAUGCUGGACUGGUCGAGAGAGGAAAGAAGUAUUUUGAUCAAAUGAUGCCACAAAAUAUUAGUGUAACACAUAUGCACUAUGCUUGCAUGGUUGAUCUUCUUGGGCGAGCUGGUCUUUUAGAGGAAGCAGUGGAAUUUAUCAGAGGCAUGCCUUUUGAACCAGAUUCAAAUGUCUGGGGUGCUUUACUUGGGGCAUGUCGCGUCCAUGGGAAAUUAGAGUUGGGUAGGUGGGCAGCAGAGCAUCUGUUCAAGCUGAAACCAGGGCAUUGUGGUUACUAUAUUUUGCUUUCAAAUAUGUAUGCUGAGGCUGGGAGGUGGGAUGAAGCAAAUGAAAUUAGGGAACUAAUGAAAUCAAGGAAAGAGAAGAAGGACCCAGGGCGCAGCUGGAUAGAGAUUGGUGACAGGCUGUGUGCUUUUAUAGCAGGAGAAAGGAUAGAGGGUCCCGAGGAAGAGCUAUGUUAUGCUGGACCUGGUUGAAGAUGUAAAGAAUGAAUUGUGCCUAUGGUUGAAUGCUUUGGCAAAUACCUAAUUUAAGGUUCUUUGUACCAUUGGGUGGCAUGGACAUUCGUAAUCCGAUGUCCUGCAGAUGGACAUUCCAGAUCGAAGAUGCAGGAAAGGUAUCUGAUCUGCACCCGUAAAUCUGAGUCAAGGCAGAUUCAAGUGUUCAUUUUAAAUUACCCAUAAUGAGUUUGCCACUUAGUUGCCUUUCAGUAAUUCCAAUUUCAACAUUAAAUUUAUUGUAAUCCUACGCUAUUUAAAAGUAACAUCUUUUAUUCUUUUCUGUUA